CAUCUGCUUCAAGGACCCUCACCAUCGUCACCCACCCAGCACCAGUCUUUGAGAUGGAGAGAUCAAGAGCUGUUCUCCUCACUAUCGCCUGUGUUUUGUUCUCCAGGAUCUCUGGAGCAGAAGUGGAGAUGAGGGUCAGACCAGGAGACAACGUCAUCCUCUACAGUGACUGUGUUUGGAAGACUGGAGAGCCAGUUUGGUUCAGAAACUCCUCAAAUGAGAAUCAACGUCCUCUCAUCAUAUCUUCAGAUAAUCUGAUCCAGGCCGCUUUUUCACGUUAUGCUUUUUUGUGGAGUCCCUCUGAUCAAACUCAUGAUCUGCUGGUGAAGAACAUCACCGAGUCAGAUCUGGGGCUGUACUACUGCGCUGUACAUGAGAUAAAGUUAAUCAAAGGCGGAGCCGGCGCAGAUGUUCGGACAGAUGUUUAUCAUCAUGGAAACAGAACCACUCGACUCUCUCUGCUUGACUGUAGCGUCUGCUGGAAGCUGCUGGUCAGUGUGUGUUCUGUGUGUGUUCUCCUCUCCUCCACCUGUGUGUGCUGCAUCUACAGACACACAACUAAAGUGACAGGAGAGAGGAAAGUCUAUGAGGCUGGGAAUGUGAAAGAAGAGGAUCAGAGAAGAAGCAUCCAUGGCGAGGUCGGAGGAGAUGUGAUUUACGCUCCGUUGGACGUCACGAGGAGAGGACAGAACCGUCUGAAGAAAAACAGAGUCCAGCGCUCUGACAUCUGCACAUACUCUGAGGUCAUAUUUGAUCCAAUGUGAAACUGCAGUGAGGAACUCAGUUGUAAAGCAUUAACUUUAAUGUAAAGUGGUUUGAGGAGGUGCUUUGAUACUUUACAAACUGCAUCCUGAGCUAAUGUUAUUAAUAAAGAGUCUGAUGUGGAUUUGGGGACGUUUUUACAAUUGAUCAUAAUAAACUGACCACCUGCUG
Pygocentrus nattereri (red-bellied piranha) is the source of this 933-nucleotide messenger RNA. RefSeq lists its product as uncharacterized. Bases 54 to 764 code for a protein of 236 amino acids. The transcript is spliced from 5 exons. The record is from RefSeq and is a predicted model, not a curated record. Lineage: Eukaryota; Metazoa; Chordata; Actinopteri; Characiformes; Serrasalmidae.